Molecule: messenger RNA, 222 nt
Organism: Eimeria tenella
Lineage: Eukaryota; Apicomplexa; Conoidasida; Eucoccidiorida; Eimeriidae
Product: enhancer of rudimentary, putative
Exons: 2
Coding region: 1-222 (73 amino acids)
Source: RefSeq, a predicted model, not a curated record
AUGGACGGGGUGUGCCAGCUGUACGAGCAGGCCCUGAAGGGGGCCGAGCCGCGGCUGCGGCAAAUCACCUACGACGUCAACGACCUCUUCAGCUACCUCGACUCCCUCAACGAUCUCUGCGCCCUCGUGCACGACAGCGAGUUGAACGCGUACGCGCCGCACAACAAAGCGUGGAUAAAAGAUCAAGUGUUUAAACAUUUGAAGAGACAGGCGAGGGCUUGA